AUGCCACGUAAAAUACCAAACGCGAAUCAAACAAAACCGGUGAACACCACUAACGCUACUCUGUUGAAAUUCUUUUCGCCCGUUCAAAAUGCGUCCAAGAAGGAAGAAAAAAUUUCACAUAGUGAUCCAAAACUUGCGUCGUUUUAUGCACACUUUCCACCCUUCGCCGCGAGGAAGACUGUGACUGUGGCACCUAUAAAUCGAUUUCAACAUCCAGUGUCACCAAAUUUUGACGAAUUGGUAUUUGGAAAUAAGCAAGGUACCGGCCCGAAUUCUCCCGAGCCUUGUGAACUAACGGAGUCACAAAAGGCAGAAGAGUCAAAAAGAUACCUCAAAGAAUUUUUUUCAAAAGUGAGACCGGAAUUACUUGGAAAACGCGGAAAGAAGAAUGUCAUAUCGAUCAAAGAGUUGAUGCAUCAGUCCGUUUUGACCAGAACGGGAAGUGCCGUGGACGCAAUGGAGGUCGACAGUGAUCCGAGUCACGUGGAAAAAAUGGAUUGGCUAAAGACGGGGAAUGAUAAGGCGACGGUUAAACGAGAGAUGACCGAAUUAUCGGUGGAUGACACGUUGAAUUUGCUGAAGGACAGAAGUAGAGUUUGGAUGAAGUUGCUACAAUUCGGGGAAAAUUAUCGCCCCGCCUACUACGGUAUUUUUCGUUCGUUAGAGAUGUGCGGCACCUGGACAAAAACUAGCAAAAGGAUAUCUGGGCGAAAUCCGUUUGCCAAAGACACUGAUAUUUUAGAUUACAGCUACGAUAGUGAGGCCGAAUGGAUAGAAGAUGAGGGAGACGAGUGCAAAAGCGACGAGGAGGAGAAAGAUCCGGAAGAUGAAGAUUCCCAGGACGAUGACUGGAUCGUGCCCAAUGGUUAUCUAUCCGAAGACGAAAUUCAAGAAUCAGACGAAUCCUUUUCAUCUCCGUCAUCACCACCUGUCAAGAAACCGAUGGGAAAUGAUAAGCCAAAAAUAAUUGAUGCAUUGCGCCCAGUGGUGAUCGGGCCGAUUUUUGAAGAACACCUCGGGGACUCGGAUCAUCAACUGAGUGAAUAUGGCACAAUGUUUCUAAAUGGUAACAAAUACGACGCAUUGUACCGUCACGUGACACAGGGACCAUGA
Acaulospora colombiana is the source of this 1113-nucleotide messenger RNA. NCBI's taxonomy places the organism in Eukaryota, Fungi, Glomeromycota, Glomeromycetes, Diversisporales, Acaulosporaceae. The record is from the annotation of a GenBank genome assembly.